Molecule: messenger RNA, 2011 nt
Organism: Drosophila novamexicana
Lineage: Eukaryota; Metazoa; Arthropoda; Insecta; Diptera; Drosophilidae
Product: poly [ADP-ribose] polymerase tankyrase-1
Exons: 3
Coding region: 195-2003 (602 amino acids)
Cellular component (GO): cytoplasm
Molecular function (GO): protein binding
Source: RefSeq, a predicted model, not a curated record
AGCGCGUGCCACUCCGGGUGGUGGGUUUUCCAUAGUUCGGUGCCUUAAUUCGUUUAGUCUCUUUUCGUGCGCUUUUCCGGACAGUCUUAAUCACUUUUCCACGGCAAUCCCUGCGUGCGCGUUUUGUUUAUUUUUUUUUCAAUUGCCAUUUGCAUCUGCUGCAAAUUUGCUAACACUUCUGGCCCCAUGGCAAAAUGCUGUCCUAUGAUCUCAACGAGCGUUUGCUGAGCGCCGUCCACAGCGGCGAUUUUGGCCAGGCACUCAACUGCAUCCUCGAAGGUGCCCAGGCCACAUACGUCUCAUCCACAUGCGGCCGCACGGCUGUUGGCACCGCGGCGCUGCUUGGCGACGCCGAGCUGCUGGAGCUACUGGUCCAAUCCUGCGAGGAACCUCAGCUGAAUCUCUAUCAUCAGUCUCAGACGGAUACGCUGGAGAUGGAGAGCACGCCGGAGGGCAUGGAGAAGCUGGAAUGGGUGGACGAGUUCGAGGGCGAAAGCUGGUCGGAGCACGAAGGCGGCGACGAUUCCCAGCUAUAUCAUUACUAUGCCAAGACCUUUGAGAGUACGGGUGAAUUUCUGACGCAGUGCUGCGCCAGCUGCCGCGAACAGGAUCCGCAUCUGUACGACUCGGAUCUGGCCACGCCGCUGCACUAUGCCGCCGCCUGGGGGCAUGAGGAGUGCGUCGCGGUGCUGCUGAAGCAUCAGGCGCCCAUCAAUGUGGUCAACAGCGAGGGCUAUACGCCGCUGCAUGUGGGCGCCGGCUAUGUGGAGGUGACCCGGCAGCUGAUCAAGCACGGCGCUCUGGUCAACUCGAAAACUCUGAGCGAUGGCAAGACGGCGCUGCAUCUGGCCAUCGAGAAUCGCUGCAGCGAUGCGGCACAUCUGCUGCUGCAGACCAAUAUCAAUAUCAACGAGACGGAUGACGAGGGCGAGACGCCGCUGAUGGUGGCCAUUGCGUGCAAUCUGCAGGAGCUGGCCAGGGAGCUGAUCGAGCGUGGGGCACGCAUCAAUCUCCAGGACAAGCAGGGCUGUACUGCGCUUUAUUUCGCGGCCGUUGGCCGGCAUCGGCAGCUGGCCGAGCUGCUGCUGGAGCGCGGCGCCCGGCGUCUGCCCGCACAGCAUCUGCUGCACCAGUGCCUGGGCCCGGAUGCCGAGGAUCGCGGCAUGGUGGAGCUGCUGCUGCAGCACGGCGAAAGCCUCAGUGUGCGCGACUCCGACAAUCUGACGCCCAUCAUGCUGGCCAUACAUCAGCAGCUGCCCGAGUUGCUCGCCUAUCUGCUGGACCAGGCGGAGCUGCAGCGUCGCCAGGGCCUCUAUACGGAUGCCCAGGAUGCGGGCCUGCUGCUCUUCGCCGUGCAGCAGGUGGAGAACAUCAAUGCGUUUCGUCAGAUUCUGCGCGUUCUGCUCGCCAAGCUGGCCAGCGCACGGCGCGAUCUCUACAGCUUCAAGGCGCCGACCGUCAUCUGUGGCUUCGUCUAUAGCGAGACACCGCUGGCGCGUGCCAUCAGCCUGCAGCGCCUGGACAUUGCCCAGCUGCUGCUGCGCGAGGGCUGUAAUCUGUCCCAGAUCUGUUGCGAGUAUGUUGUCAACGAGUUGCGCUCCAGCUGCAACCAGCAGAGUUUGGCGUUUGCUCAACUCUUGGGACAUGUUGGUUUUAAGUUCUCCCCGCCCACCGAUACGAGUGACACAUCAAAGUCAGCGGAACCCAGCCGUUUGACCUUUGACCAGGACAUGCGCCAGUUGAGCACCCAGCCCCGCCCACUGCAAUCGCUGUCCCGCCAGGUGAUACGGCAAGAACUGUUGCGGGCGCUGCAGGAGAAUCCGCAGCUGCACGCAAAGUAUCCGCCCACGGCGCAGAGCUCGACGCUGGCGCGCAUCGUGGACGAGGAGCUGUGCAUGCCGCAGACCCUCAAGAAGUAUCUCAGCGAAUUCGCGGAGGUGCCAACAAUGAUUGGCAGGCAAUUGAUUGGUCAUGUAAUACGAUCUCCAGAGUCAUGGGAUUAACAACGAAU